Messenger RNA from Alternaria burnsii, 633 nucleotides. RefSeq lists its product as uncharacterized. Lineage: Eukaryota; Fungi; Ascomycota; Dothideomycetes; Pleosporales; Pleosporaceae. The coding region runs from base 1 to 633 and encodes 210 amino acids. The transcript has 3 exons. The record is from RefSeq and is a predicted model, not a curated record.
AUGCCGCAGUACUUCCCGACGGUCCCUCAUAAACCUCUCCAGCCGUCAACCCCCCAUCGUGGCUUCAAAGCGUAUUUUCUGAACAACCACCCUGUCUUCUAUACAAAGCUCCCAAUAUAUCCUUGGCCUCUCGACGCUAUCCUCCUCCCAAAACGAAGGCCCUACGAGACCCCUUUGGAUCGAAUUUACGUAAUGUACCACUACCUCAUCCGCGGUGACUACGAAGUCCUCCGCGACGAAGUCCAGGACUUCUUCGACCACAAGCACUGGCAUGUCCAAUCCAUACCCGACCCUCGGGAUCACGAUCCAGAACGUUAUGCCAUCCUAGCAGCCAUAACCGAAUAUCUUGCACAUGGCAUCAAUCGGCGUAUCAUGAUUUCUCAGUGCUAUCGGAAGGAUCCAAUAGGUCCAUGGCGGACGGCGGCCUACCACUUUUUCCAUGGUACCAAGGACUAUAUGCCGAUUCUUGAGAAGCUAGAUAAGGCGCCGAAGUGGGCAGGAAGGGUCAAAAUGGUGGAAAGUAGGCUGGAAAUCUGUCAGGGUUGGACAAGUGAGGUCUGGGGUGGGAAGAGUAGUUUGAAGUUUGCGACGAAGGGAAUUGUAUGCACUGAGAUCGUGGAGUGCUUCAUUUGA